Molecule: messenger RNA, 1184 nt
Organism: Coprinopsis cinerea okayama7#130
Lineage: Eukaryota; Fungi; Basidiomycota; Agaricomycetes; Agaricales; Psathyrellaceae
Exons: 3
Coding region: 39-1184 (381 amino acids)
Biological process (GO): macroautophagy
Cellular component (GO): fungal-type vacuole membrane
Source: RefSeq, a predicted model, not a curated record
CCCAUUCUCCCCUUGAAAGCCACUCGAAUCCAUUCGCUAUGGUUCGCUACACAAGUUCAGCAGCUCUCUUCCUUCUCUCGCUUUAUUCGCCUCUGCAAGUGUCAGCUCAGUCGCUAGCAUCCGCCGUCUCAUCAAGGCCAGAGCUCUCAACCUUCCUCACCGUCGUCUCGUCAUUUCCCGACCUCGUCGAAUCUGUAUCUUCGUCUGGCGGAACAAUCCUCGCCCCGUCCAACAAUGCCUUCUCUUCAUUCCUCGAAGCCGCCAACCUCGGUCCCGAAGGGUUGGCUGCCGUUCCGGAGUCUACCGUUCGUAGUCUACUCACCUACCACGUCUUGCCCGAGACGUUGAGGAGCACAGACUUGGUCGUUCGAGGAGGUGCCGUCGCUGAGACAGCCUUGUCUGAUAACGAAGAGUUUGCCAACCUCGAUGGCGAUCCUAACGUCGUCUUCGCCAGUGCCUUUGGAAGUGCUGGUUUGGAUGAGGGCAAUGUUGGAACCUUGAGGAUCUACUCUGGCGCUGGCAACCCUGCCAAUGUUAGCAGCGCUGAUAUCGAGUUCGAUAACGGCGUGAUCCAUGUCAUUGAAUCGGUUUUGAACCUCCCUCAAACUCCUUCCAAGACUGCUGAAGCUGCUGCCCUUUCCGUCCUCAUUUCUGCUCUCGAGAGCACCAACCUCACCUCGACCGUCGACUCCACUCCCAAGCUCACAAUCCUCGCUCCCACCGACGACGCGUUCGCUGCCUUGGGUAUCGACCUUUCCUCCCUUUCCACCGAUGAACUCGCCGAAAUCCUCAAAUAUCACGUCAUCGUCGGUGCUGUCGGUUACUCGACUGUUUUGGAAGAUGGUGAGGAGUACGAGACGCUUUCAGGCGAGACUGUGACGGUUAGGAAGCAGGACGGCCAAGUCUGGGUGAACGAUGUUGCUGUUGCCCAGGCCAAUGUUAUCUUGAGCAAUGGUGUCGCUCACGUUUUGAGUGGGGUCCUCGUCCCUCCCACUGAUGGUUCUCCCAAUGGAUCUAGCUCGACUUCCCGGCCAGCUAGCAGUCGUACUGCCACUGCAUCCAAUUCCAACCCCACUGGUGACGCUGAUGAAUCGGAAGAAGAGGAUUCUUCCGCUGCUACCGUGUCGAUGGGAGCUCAGGUUGUUGUUGCUGUUGUGACCGUUUUGGGUUUUCUCGCUGCUUGA